Messenger RNA from Tremella mesenterica DSM 1558, 764 nucleotides. RefSeq lists its product as uncharacterized. The record is from RefSeq and is a predicted model, not a curated record. The transcript has 2 exons. Bases 82 to 312 code for a protein of 76 amino acids. Lineage: Eukaryota; Fungi; Basidiomycota; Tremellomycetes; Tremellales; Tremellaceae.
CAACAAGAAUCCAUCUCGAAAGUUGAUUCCAGUUCUCUCCAAUCGGUUUUAUCGGAACGUUGUUCAAACCUUUCCCUCGGGAUGAGACAUGGAGCGAGUAAAGUCUCCCUAGGGAUGAGACAUGGAGCGAGUAGAGUCUCCCUAGGGAUGAGACAUGGAGCGAUUAGAGUCUCCCUAGGGAUGAGACAUGGAGCGAGUAGAGUCUCCCUAGGGAUGAAUCAUGGAGCGAGUAGAGUCUCCCUAGGGAUGAAUCAUGGAGCGAGUAGAGCCACUACCUAUAUGAUGUCUUUUGCAAGUACAAGACUUGCUUAGUUGAUCAUCUAUCAAAUCCCUCCUCAAUCAAGAUGGGUGAUAUCACCGAUGGGGUAACUCACCCAUCUUGAGGGACUUGUAAUGAUCAAGGACGCUUUCGCGUGAUUUCUCAACGUACCCUUGUACGGAUUCAACGUACGUGGGUCGCUUGCUUUCUUUCUCCCCAAAAACGAGAAGAAUCAUCAUAUUGUGAAUGUCUAUUCUAAUCGUCUCCGAUGUCUGAUGGUGUGAUUUCUUGCAGAAUAAUCAAUGGGUACUCUCCGUGGGGAUGAUUCUCAGGGUCGUGUUGUGGGAUGGGUUCCCUGCCGCUCUCUUCCCGGAGCUUUUUUUUUUUUUUUUUUUCAAUCGUUAUUUUAUCAGGACCGUGUUAUCGUCGUCAGAAGUGCUGAAAUAUCAAGGAUGAGAUGUUUGGUUAUAAUGAGGUUAUCAAGGAUGAGAUGUUGUUUAUAAUG